AUGUCGACCAUUGUGCUUCCACGACCGAUUCCCACUGGCCACACGCGCUCUACAACACCGACGCUCGUGCUCGAGAAUAUCAAUACUCCUCCGACAGACUACCGUGGUGGACGAAAUCUCCCCAUCUUCCCCCCCAUCGAAUUCCCCACCGAGAAGCCGGACUCUCCUCCCCAGUCUCCACCCUCCAAAGAAAGGGAGCCCGAAUUCUGUUCCCUCCUCUACCCCCCGGAUCAGUAUAAAUCGCGCUCGCUUAGAGGCUCCAAGGUCUACGAGAUAGACGCAACGGGUGUGGCGGCAGCUUUAGACCAUAUCGCACGCCAGCCUUUGCCGGACCCUUCUCUUGUAUUUCCAUGGUUUCACGGCCUCCAUCCGUGUAAUCAUAUCCAGCAAGCGUUCUUUAUCGCCAGAAAGAGAAAUCUGCGGAAGACACCGAAAUGUUGGCGGGGCGUGACGAUCGUGAAGGCAGGCGGAGAUUUGAGCUGCUCCAGGCUCAAAGGCGCACUCGCCCCGGAAGAAUUCCUUGUUCAAGAUGAGGAGGGCACCAUGUUCCGCGAGAUUGAUCCGAAAGAAGGCUUCUCGGUGCGAAACUUUCAGAUCCAAGCUGCCAAAUCUGCCAUGAUUUCCGACAUUGUUGUGUACGGCGAUAGAUAUGAAGCAGAGAAGCUUGCAAGGGACAUAGCUGUUGCGCAAGAAGGCUGGAGAGAGGCACAUAAAAGUAAAGGGCAUGAAAUUCCCUACUACAACACCUUUAUCUGCACCAGUCGCUUUAGAGAGUUCGAGGAGAAGCAUGCAGAGAUAGUGGCCACCAAUACUCGAGGGUUCUUGACUGGCAAAAUCAUUGACUUUUUCCAGCAGGAGAGGAUCGAAAUGUGUACGAUGACGAAAGCAUCAGAGAUACAUCACAAUGUCUGGCUUGGUCCAACUCCAGACCAUACCAUCGAUCCGUCACUGUUACCAGAUGACGAAGAGCAUUUUGAUGUUCUGAUCGAAUGCAGCGAUAUGGGCUCUCUGAAGCCAAAUAUUCUGCAGGCAAUUGCGGAAGAUGGUAACUCGUCAAAGCAACCCAUCUACCUGGAUUUUCCGUCUUCUGGAAGCAUUAUGCCACCUUCUUGGUCUCAAGCUGAAGCUGAUGGGAUUCUGGAUACUUGUAAAUGGCUGUACAACGUAGCUCACGGCAUCGGUUCAACAACUCCGGAGAAAGACGAGGAUGGCGACUCUCAGAUGUCUUUUACGGGGUCUCACGAAUCAAGAGGAAAGAAGAUACUGAUCCAUUGCACUGAUGGUUAUACAGAGUCUACUCUUCUGGGAUUAUCUUACUACACGUAUGCGUCGGGCUUACCGGUACCCACGGCCUGGCUGGAUUUGCACUUGUCAAGACGUCGCAACUUCUUCGCUUACCCCUCUGAUGUUGCACUUCUUGCCUCAAUUGCGCCAAGACUACUCACCGAGUCACCAGUGAAUGUCAAGAAGUCCCUAGUAGAAAUUACAGAACUCGCCAAGGAGGAACCCGAGUGGAUCAAGAACAUGGACGGGUCCCUACCCUCGCGUGUUCUUGAUUAUAUGUAUCUGGGAAAUCUUGGCCAUGCAAACAACCCCGAUUUGUUGAAGAAUAUGGGCAUCGGCCAGAUUCUGAGCGUUGGAGAAACUGCAACAUGGAAAUGCACCCAAUUGGAUGAGUAUGGAAUUGACAAUGUGAUGACCGUGCAAAGGGUGCAAGACAAUGGGGUUGACCCACUCACCGACGAAUUUGAACGCUGUUUGGAAUUUAUUGAGCAAGGAAAAUCCAAGGGAACUGCCACUUUGGUACACUGCAGGGUUGGCGUGUCGCGCUCAGCGACUAUCUGCAUUGCGGAAGUCAUGAAAUCCUUAGGAUUGUCAUUUCCCCGCGCCUAUUGUUAUGUGAGAGCGCGACGAUUGAAUGUGAUUAUUCAACCUCAUUUAAGGUUCUCGUAUGAACUACUGAAAUGGGAAGAAAAGCUUCGCAAGGAGACCACUGGAGAGAGCGGAUUCAAAAGAGAGCUUGAAUGGCCAGAAAUUGCGCGAGAGAUUGCAGCGAUGAAUAAACCUUACGCCAGAUGA
Molecule: messenger RNA, 2079 nt
Organism: Glarea lozoyensis ATCC 20868
Lineage: Eukaryota; Fungi; Ascomycota; Leotiomycetes; Helotiales; Helotiaceae
Product: (Phosphotyrosine protein) phosphatases II
Exons: 2
Coding region: 1-2079 (692 amino acids)
Biological process (GO): protein dephosphorylation; nuclear DNA replication
Molecular function (GO): protein tyrosine/serine/threonine phosphatase activity
Source: RefSeq, a predicted model, not a curated record